Molecule: messenger RNA, 2996 nt
Organism: Myripristis murdjan (pinecone soldierfish)
Lineage: Eukaryota; Metazoa; Chordata; Actinopteri; Holocentriformes; Holocentridae
Gene: ehhadh
Product: enoyl-CoA, hydratase/3-hydroxyacyl CoA dehydrogenase
Exons: 7
Coding region: 323-2482 (719 amino acids)
Biological process (GO): fatty acid beta-oxidation
Cellular component (GO): peroxisome
Molecular function (GO): NAD+ binding; (3S)-3-hydroxyacyl-CoA dehydrogenase (NAD+) activity
Source: RefSeq, a predicted model, not a curated record
AUAUUCCACGGCUAGCUCGCAGGGAGAGCGGCGGAACAAAGUGUCGGCUGAAGCUGGGGGGGGCGCGGUCGAGGUGGCGCACCGAGCGGUUCCGUGAACGUCACAUCCGGCGUGGACGCGCUCGGGUCACGGCGGGGUCGGACUCCGAGUUCAACACGCACGGCUGAGAGGCGUGAAGUGUGGGAAAGGUGAUGGCGACGGGCUGAAAAAAGGUACAAAGUGCAGCUUGUGGAGCCAUAUCGCUGGGGGUGUCGUCUGCACCGAAGAAGAGGAAAACGAAGGAAAAGUUUGUGAGUGUCGGGAGUUGUGUUUGGUCGAUGCCAUGGCACAGUACAGUCGGGUUGCGGGAUCUGUUGCGUUGAUCACUCUGCAAAACCCGCCCGUCAACGCACUCAGCGCUGCGGUGAGGCAAGGCAUUGUUGACACGGUGGAGAGAGCGCUCCGUGACCCAGAGGUGAAUUCUGUGGUGAUCUGUGGCCAGAAUGGAAAGUUCUGCGGCGGGGCAGAUAUCAAGGAGUUUGGGCGUCAAAUGUCUGGGCCUCCUUUGGUGCCGAUGAUCCACGCCAUAGAGGCUGGACACAAGCCAAUGGUGGCAGCAAUAGAAGGAGUUGCUUUAGGAGGAGGGCUGGAGUUGGCUCUAGGCUGUCACUAUCGUAUUGCUCACUCCAAAGCACGGCUGGGGCUUCCAGAGGUGAGUCUGGGCUUGCUGCCAGCUGCAGGGGGAAGCCAGCGUCUGCCCAGGCUCAUAGGGGUCCCAGCUGCUCUGGACCUCAUCACCACAGGCCGCCAUGUCACUGCUGCCGAGGCUCUGAAACUGGGAAUAGUGGAUCAGGUCACUGAUCACAACACCGUGGACGUAGCUGUGAAGUUUGUCCAGAGUGUUGCAGGACAGUCUAUGGAUUCCCGCCGUCUAAGCACCCGUCCGUGCCCAUCCCUCCCAAACUUGGAUGCCGUGUUUGAGGGGGUGAUGCAGAGGGUGCGUCAGAGCGCCCGCGGAGCAAUAGCACCAGUUGCAUGUGUCCAGGCAGUGAGGGCCGCUGCUACCCUGCCCUACCCUCAGGGUAUGGAGCGGGAGAAGGAGCUGAUGGGCACGCUCUUCACGUCAGGCCAGGCCCGUGCCCUGCAGUACUGCUUCUUUGCUCAGAGAGCUGUGGGCAAGUGGAGCUUACCCAGUGGAGCUCGCUGGGACACGAGCAAGGCCAUGCCCAUAUCUAAAGCAGCUGUGAUUGGUCUGGGCACUAUGGGAAGAGGCAUCACAGUGGCCCUGGCUCAGACGGGGGUGUCUGUGGUGGCUGUGGACACCCAGGAGCGGCAGCUGGCAGAGGCAAAGCAGGCAGUGUCGGGCAUGUUGGAGCGCAUGGCUCAGAAACGAGGCUCGGCCCCUCCUCUUGGUCUGGUCCAUUACAGCAACAACUUGCAGGCUGCGGCAGACGCCGACCUAGUCAUCGAAGCCGUGUUUGAGGACAUGGCGCUGAAGGAAAGUGUGUUCCAGCAGCUGUCUGCUAUUUGUAAACCAGGCACCUUUCUGUGCACCAACACCUCUGGGCUCGACGUGGACCGCCUGGCCUCUCACACCCGCAGGCCAGAGCUGGUGGUGGGGAUGCACUUCUUUGCCCCAGCCCAUGUCAUGAAGCUGCUGGAGGUGGUGUGCGGACCUCGGUCCUCCCCUGAAGCCGUGGCCACUGCCAUGCAGCUGGGAAAGAAAAUGGGUAAAGUCAGUGUGGCUGUUGGCAACUGCCCGGGCUUUGUUGGCAAUCGCAUGCUGAAGCCAUACGUGGAACAAGCCAACUUCCUGCUAGAGGAGGGAGCCACCCCUGAACUGGUGGAUCAGGUGCUGGAGGACUUUGGGUUUGCCAUGGGUGUGUUCAGAAUGUCCGACCUCUCUGGGCUGGAUGUGGGCUGGAGGAUUAGGAAGGCAGAUAAGCUGACAGAUCCUAGCGUACCAGCAGGGCAGCCAGUGAGAGUGCGACAGGGGCGCAGAUACAGCCCCCUGGCAGACCUGAUCUGUGAGCAGGGGCGGUUCGGCCAGAAAACAGGCCAGGGCUGGUACCACUAUGACAAGCCUGGUGGCCGGGUAGCCAGGUCCGACCCGUGGCUACACAGCUUCCUGGAGGAGUACCGAGCCCGGCACGGCCUGGUGGCACGGCACAUAGACCACCAAGAGGUGCUGGAGCGCUGCCUGUACGUCCUGAUCAAUGAGGGCUUCCGCAUCCUGGAUGACGGCAUAGCUGCGGGGCCCGAGGACAUCGAUGCCAUCUACGUGUUUGGUUACGGCUGGCCCAGGCACCGUGGGGGUCCCAUGUUCUACGCAAGCAUGGUGGGGCUGGCCAGAGUGCUGGAGAGGCUGGAGCACUACCACCAGGCUCACCCUGAUGUGCCCCACCUGCAGCCCUGCCGCCUGCUCAGGAGGCUGGUGGCCAGCGGCAGCCCCCCUGUCCAGAGGUGGAGGGAGGUCAUCAAGAGGCUCCACAGCCAGCUUUAAAUUUCAAACAUAUCAGCUUUAAUCUAACUCCCUAUCAUAAUGAUGAGUAUUGUACUGUAAUAUGGAUGAUUAUUUUCUUCAAUAUGCAGUUAUUGUUGACAGUACUGGAGGCUAUUGCUAUUUCUGUGAUUAACAUACCUAAUAUCUCAGAAUAGCCAUUAGCCAUGUGAGUCUAUAGCAGAAUCUAAAUCAACCCCUCAGGGAGUUAAGGUAAUUAUGCAUGGUGGUAUAAUCCAUUGAAACAGCUUAAUAAUAAAAACAGUCCAAGUCUGGUCUAAAAUAUUAAAUUUGCAUGUAAAAUGGCACCAACCCACAACACCCUGUUAUAGUCUGCCUUGCUGUUAAAAUGGCUUAAAAUGUAAUCAAUCAAACCGAAACCUCGCAAUUUCUGUUGUUAGGCCUGUUUGAUUACCAAUCAACUCACAUGUCUAAAACUCAGGAAGAGCUCUGUUAUGUGUGCACAACAUGUAUCACAUAUCUAUUCUGUUGCCUUAAUAAAGAUGUUAUAUUCUCU